GACCGGAUAAGCAAUACAACAGGCAGCGAGCGCACUUGAACUAUCAAGUAAUGGGCUAUGAGUUAUGAGCAAUGAGCAACGAGUAAUGAAUAAUGGAUGGGUAGGCCAGUGAGCAAUGAGCAAUGAGCAAUGAGCAACGAGCAAUGAGCAACGAGCAAUGAGCAAUGAACAAUGGAUGGGUAGGCCAGUGAGCAAUAUGAGCAACAAGUAUCGACCAAGGAAGAAACAAAACAAUGGAGCCAUCAAGCAACAGCCAGGAAGAGAGAGAGAGAGAGAGAGAGAGACGGACAUGCGAUGAGAAAGCAACGGAGUAUUGAGCAAUGAGAUGUAGAAGAAGGAUGUACAAGCAUGACAAGCGUUCAUGGUAUGGUAUGCCAUACGACGCGUCUUGUCUACUCAUAUACAGAAACUCACUCCCAACUACUCACUUACUCACUCACUCACUCCCAACUACUCACUCCCAACUACUCACACCCAACUACCCACUCACUCACAAAAACAAAACUAUAUUUCAAUCCCACGUCAUCUCUCACUUCCGUUUCCAUUCUACUUCGUUUUAUUUCAUUUCAUUUCCGUUUUCGACUUGUUUUCAUACCCCCCGCCCGACAAGCAAUGAUACAAUAUCUCUCUCUCACUCACUCACUCACUCUCUUCAAUCCCACAAUCCCACGAACCGUCUCCAAUACCACAAACCCUCUCUCCAAACCUCCCCAAACCUCCAAACCUCCCCAAGCUCACAUAAAAACGCCUCGCUAUGUUCCCAAUCACACACAUAUCCACACACAGAUCACAUACACCAUCGGGCCAUUUGCCCCUGUCCCCCUCUCCCCUUUCCCUCUCCCCUUUCCCCCUCCCCUAAUUCCCCCGAUUCCCCAAAAAAGACCACCAGCCCCCCCCUUCCUAGUCUAGUAGUAUAACUUUUUUUUGUUUCGGGAACGAUAGAGGGUAUACCAAAAUAUAACAAGUAGAGCCGCCGCCGCCAUCAUCACCACCACCACCACCGAGAUGUGAAGGCACGAAUGUAGACCGACAGGAAAGAGAAAAAAAAAUGGCAUAUAUGUAUGAACAGGCGCGCGAAUAA
Pseudovirgaria hyperparasitica is the source of this 1081-nucleotide messenger RNA. RefSeq lists its product as uncharacterized. The transcript has a single exon. The coding region runs from base 321 to 917 and encodes 198 amino acids. Lineage: Eukaryota; Fungi; Ascomycota; Dothideomycetes; Acrospermales; Acrospermaceae. The record is from RefSeq and is a predicted model, not a curated record.